Paramisgurnus dabryanus is the source of this 1650-nucleotide messenger RNA. Its product is annotated as scavenger receptor cysteine-rich type 1 protein M130-like. The record is from RefSeq and is a predicted model, not a curated record. Gene Ontology annotation, cellular component: membrane. NCBI's taxonomy places the organism in Eukaryota, Metazoa, Chordata, Actinopteri, Cypriniformes, Cobitidae.
AUGUGGGGAACUGUGUGUCAUGAUGACUGGGACGAUCCUGAUGCUAAAGUGGUGUGUAAAGAAGUGGGCUGUGGACCGCUUAUAGAACCCAAAAAAGAUGCAUUUUUUGGAGAGGGCUCAUUACCGAUAUUAAUGAAUAAAGCUGAAUGUGUUGACACUGAAUCCAGACUGAUAGAUUGUCCGGCAGAGAAAGGCCAAACAGCAGCGUGUGAUCACAACAAAGAUGCUGGAGUCAUUUGUAUGCCCAAAGUUAGGUUGGUGAAUGGCAUCAACUCUUGUUCUGGGCGAGUGGAGGUUUUUCAUGAUAAUCAGUGGGAUGCAGUGUGUGAUGAUGGCUGGGAUGCUGCAGAUGCUGCUGUGGUUUGUAGAGAGCUGGGCUGUGGAGAUGUUAUAGAGGUGAAGAAAGGCAGUUACUUUGGAUCAAACACAAUAUGGAUGCAAGAUGUACAAUGUGUCGGAAACGAGUCGACGCUGAGCAGCUGUGCAUCUAAUAAUGGACCGGUAGAUGUACUUGACUCUAUCUCCCUAACCAGUGCUGGAGUCAUUUGUCAGUCCCAUAUCAGGUUGGUAAAUGGCAUUAACUCUUGUUCUGGACGACUGGAGGUUUACCAUGAUGGACGAUGGGGAACAGUGUGUGAUAAUAACUGGAAUCUGUCAGAUGCUGCAGUGGUAUGUAAAGAACUGGGCUGUGGGGUUGCCAUAGAGGAAAAGACAGGUGCCUAUUUUGGCCAAGGCUCAGGACCGGUGUGGAUAAAGGAUUUAAAUUGCUCAAAUACUGACAAAAGUACGGUAAGAAACUGUAAAUCAGAGCCAUGGGGAGUAAACGAUUGUGGACAUGAGAAGGAUGCCGGAGUUAUCUGUGAAUACCCAGUCAGGCUGGUUACUGAUCCCAACACUUGUUCUGGACGGGUUGAGAUUUAUCAUAAUGAUCAGUGGGGAGGAGUGUGUUAUGAUAAUGGCUGGGAUCUAUCAGAAGCCACAGUGGUCUGUAGAGAACUGGGCUGUGGAGACGUUUCACAUGUGAUUAGCGUUUCAUCUUCAUUAUUAGAUCCAGCAUUUAUAAGUAAUGUAAACUGUGCUGGGAAUGAGUCUACACUGAUGAGCUGUGCAAGUGUUUGGUUUACAAGCACCUGUUUACUUAGCGGGCAUGCUGGAGUCACAUGCAGAACAAUAAAGGUAGUAAAUGGACCCAGCAAAUGUUCUGGAGCAGUACAGGUUCUUCAUGAGAGACAGUGGGGCGCAGUGUGUCAUGAAAGUUGGGAUGAAACCGAUGCCUCUGUGGUUUGCAGAGAGCUGGGAUGCAGUGGAUAUGUGGAGGCAAAGCCGAAUGCCUUUUUUGGUCAGGUGGUGCAACAGACAUGGAUAAAAAACGUUCAUUGCAAUGGAAGUGAGAAUUCACUUGUGCAAUGUGCCUCUGAAUUAGGAAACAACCUCUGUGGUCCUGAAAGUCAUGCAGGAGUCGUAUGUGAAGAAGUGACUUAUAAAUUUACAAUGAGAAUUAAGGUGACAAGUGACCCUGCAGUAGACCUAAAUGACCUUGUCUUCAGAAAGGUCAUUUUGGAAAAGAUAACAGAGAAGCUACAAGCACAGGGAAAUUUCACCCUCAGAUGGAAAACUAUGUCCAAUGGAAACAUCUUCCAGCUGAAAUAA